Molecule: messenger RNA, 957 nt
Organism: Adineta steineri
Lineage: Eukaryota; Metazoa; Rotifera; Eurotatoria; Adinetida; Adinetidae
Source: the annotation of a GenBank genome assembly
AUGAUGAUCAAAUUAUUUUUGACAAUUCUAGUCAUCUUACAAAGUAAGGCAUACGAUACAGUAAAACGUGUAUCUAAUGAAAACACUCGACCAAUAAUUGGGAUUUUGAGUCAACCAACUCCAUAUGAUUGGCAAAAACCAAAUGGUACUACGUAUAUAGCAGCUUCCUAUGUGAAAUAUGUCGAAGCAACUGGUGCUCAAGUUGUACCUAUUCUAAUGAAUCAAUCCAUCGAAUAUUAUUCACAUUUAUUUAAUUCAAUCAAUGGAGUACUCUUUCCUGGUGGUGAUUCAACUGAUGAGUAUUUGUAUGUUGCAAACCUUUUCUAUGUUUGGUCAUUAAAACAAUUUGAUGAAACACAAAGAGUUUUUCCUAUAUGGGGAACAUGUCUUGGUUUUGAAGUAUUACUCAUGUUAACAAGACGUUCAACUGAUGUUCUCGAGCCAUGUAAAGGAUAUGAUUUUGCAACAGAACUCACUUUUACGCCUGAUGCAGCUAAUAGUCGAUUAUUAGGAUCAUCAUUACCAUUAAGUGUAAAAAAUAGCUUGGAAAAUGAACCAACAACAGCAAAUUAUCAUAAUUUCUGUAUCCGACCAGAAAAUUUUACAAAUGAUCCUGUAUUAUCAACAUUUUAUAAAAUGUUAACAAUAAGUCCUGAUUUAGAAGAUCGAACAUUUGUUUCAACUAUGGAAAGUCGUCGUUAUCCAAUUUUUGGUGUUCAAUGGCAUCCAGAAAAGAAUGCAUUUGAAUGGCGAGUAAAUACAACUAUUCCUCAUACAAAAGAUGCUAUUGAUGUUAUGCAAUAUAUGGCAAAUUUUUUUACUAAUCAAACACGUCAAAAUACAAAUCAUUUCGAUUCAUUACAAGAUGAAUUAAAAUAUCUUAUAUAUCAAUAUACACCAGAAUUUAUGGGUUUAGAUGUAUCACAUUUUCAACAAAUGUAUUUCUUUUAUAAAUAA